Molecule: messenger RNA, 1020 nt
Organism: Artibeus jamaicensis (Jamaican fruit-eating bat)
Lineage: Eukaryota; Metazoa; Chordata; Mammalia; Chiroptera; Phyllostomidae
Gene: NTHL1
Product: nth like DNA glycosylase 1
Exons: 5
Coding region: 1-840 (279 amino acids)
Biological process (GO): nucleotide-excision repair; base-excision repair; base-excision repair, AP site formation
Cellular component (GO): nucleus
Molecular function (GO): oxidized pyrimidine nucleobase lesion DNA N-glycosylase activity; DNA binding; DNA-(apurinic or apyrimidinic site) endonuclease activity
Source: RefSeq, a predicted model, not a curated record
AUGAACUACGCGGGCUUGAGGAUGGUGACCCGCAGCCAAAGCCGGGGAUCUGGGGCUAGGCCCCCGGGGAGUGGGGAGGAGGCCACGCCGAUCCAAAGGGGAGGAGAGGUGUCUACAGAAGGAAGGAAAAGCUACCACCCUGUGAAGCGUCAGCGGAAGGCCCGGAGCCUGAAUGUGGCCUACGAGGCCUCAGAUGAUGAGAAAGGAGAGGCAACCAAGCCACUCAAGGUGUCAAGCUGGGAGCCUCAGGACUGGCAGGAGCAGCUGGCAAACAUCCGCACCAUGCGGAGUGGGAAGGAUGCACCUGUGGACCAGCUGGGGGCUGAGCACUGCUAUGACCCCAAAGCACCCCCAAAGGUGCGGAGGUACCAGGUGCUGCUGUCAUUGAUGCUCUCCAGCCAGACCAAAGAUCAGGUGACAGCAGGUGCCAUGAAGCGGCUACAGGCCUGGGGCCUGACAGUGGACAGCAUCCUGCAGACAGAUGACAUCACGCUGGGCAGACUCAUCUACCCUGUGGGCUUCUGGAGGAACAAGGUGAAAUACAUCAAGCAGACCAGUGCCAUCCUGCAGCAGAACUAUGGCGGGGACAUCCCCGCCUCUGUGGCAGAGCUGGUGGCACUGCCAGGUGUCGGGCCCAAAAUGGCACACUUGGCCAUGGCUGUGGCCUGGGGUACUGUGUCAGGCAUUGGUGCUGCCUCUGCAGGCGAUGGCCUCAUGCUGGCACCCUCAGCCGGUGGCUGGGCUGAAAGAUGCUGCUCCCUGAAGCCCAAAGGAGGGCCCAAGUUCUCUGGGUUCUGGCUACAGGCCCGGCCCUGCCCAGUAAUGGGGGUGGUCUGGUGAUCCACUGUCAUGUCUGUGGCCAGUAUUGUGCAGUUCUGGGCCCUCCUCAGAUGCUCCAUGUGGAAGGCCAGGGAGACUCAGAACCCUCCCCGCCCCCCCACAACCUGGGCUGAAGGUGGGGUCAUGGGCAGGAAAGGGCUGGUCUGCUGGUGUGCCCCACGUUCACUGUGCCCUGUCUCC